UUCUUUUCUCUUUAUGCUUUGAAACGUGCUGAUGGAAAAGCCGUGCUUCCUCGACUGCAUGGAGUGCCCACUUCUACUCUUCUACUUUUGACUCGCAACUCCUUGAGCUGAGAAUGCACGCGCGGAAUGCGGUUUUGUUCAUGUGUUGAUGAUGCUGUGAUUUAGAGUUUGCUGAAUUGUUUUCGGUUGGCAGUUGUGUAGUUAUCAGUAUAUCAUUUUAAGAUAUUGAAUUUCCAACAUGUUGACGACCAAAACUUUUCUGAAAAAGACCAAGCGUGGAAAUAUACUGAAGAUUGUCCGAGAGCACUAUUUGAGAGAAGAUAUAUGGUGUGGUUCUGCUUUGUGUGAUAAAUGUCCUAUGAGUGAACCUGUGCUUUCAGCAAACCCAGAGUCUGCUAGUGAAUUAUUUUCGUUCCCUCAUUACAUAGUUUUAGACACAUGUGUUGUCGUACAUCAGAUUGAUGUAUUGGAAGAAAAAACUUUGUGCAAUGUCAUCAUUCCACAAACAGUAAUUGAAGAAGUGAAACAUCAGAGUAGUACAAUAUAUAAAAGACUUAAAGACAUCAUUGGUAAUCCAGGCAGAAAUUUCUAUGUGUUUGUAAAUGAGCAUCAUAUGAAAACAUACAUUGAGCGACAACGUGGGGAAACUGCUAAUGAUCGUAAUGAUCGUGCAAUUCGAAAGACUGUGGCUUGGUAUCAAAGCCACCUUGCUAGUAGUCAGAGUGGCAUCAAUAAGUCUGAACGUGUUCAAAUCCUUCUCUUAACAAAUGAUGGAAAGAACAAAGAGUUGGCUGCCAAGGAAGGGCUGUGUGUGGCAUCAGUGCGGGAAUACAUUCAGAGCCUAGUGGGUUGCCCAGGUCUUCAGGAUAAACUUGCUGUAACAGAACCAGAGCGUGAUGGCAAUGCCCGAGAAUAUUUAUUUCCUCCGCACUUACCGCCUAGUCUAAUUCAUGAUGGCAUUAAGUCAGGGAAACUUCUGCAAGGCACCUUUUAUGCUUCCCGAGAAAAUUUCUUAGAGGGUCAUGUUAAUGUUGAAGGACAAGAGAAAAUGUGGUCAAGUCCUUCUGAUAUUGUGCUUCAGGAUGAAGAAGAUGACCCUGGUGAUAUUUUGGACGAUCGUACUGAAGCAUUAUCAGGAAGUCGGGCUGCUUCUUCAGAACGGAUUCCAACUGGACGAGUUGUUGGUAUCAUUCGGCGAAAAUGGCGACAAUACUGUGGUAUUCUGCAACCCAGCCCAGUCAAAGAUACUGUUCGUCACAUUUUUGUGCCAGCUGAACGUAAAAUCCCCAAAAUCAGGAUAGAAACAAGACAGUCUGAAGUUCUGGCAUCUCAACGUAUCAUUGUAGCAAUUGAUUCUUGGCCCCGGCAUUCAAGAUACCCCUCAGGUCACUUCGUACGUGCUUUGGGUCCCAUUGGUGAUAAGGACACAGAAAAUGAAGUGCUACUCCUGGAGCAUGAUGUUCCUCACAGCCAAUUUUCAGAGGCAGUUAAUGCGUGUUUGCCAAAAUUACCCUGGAUUAUCACUGAUGAUGACGUGGCCGAGCGGCAGGACCUGCGCCACAUUGACGUGUGCUCGGUGGACCCGCCGGGCUGCACGGACAUCGACGACGCGCUGCACUGCCGCUUCCUGGACAACGGCCACGUGGAGCUGCUGAGCUCCAACCUGUGCUCGCUGCGCGGCAACGAGGAGCGCUUCGCCUUCUCGUGCGUGUGGGAGAUGACGCGCGAGGCCCGCAUCGUGGCGACGCGCUUCCACAAGAGCAUCAUCCGGUCGCGCGCCGCGCUCACCUACGAGCAGGCGCAGCUGCGCAUCGACGACCCGGCGCAGAAGGACGCCAUCGCCACGUCGCUGCGCGAGCUCAACCGCCUCGCCAAGAUCCUUAAGCGCAGGCGUAUCGAGAACGGUGCCUUGGUGUUAGCUUCCCCUGAGAUAAGAUUCCAAGUUGACAGUGAGACCCAUGAUCCAAUUGAGGUGGAAGCAAAGAAACUUAGGGAAACUAACUCAAUGGUUGAAGAAUUCAUGUUACUUGCUAAUAUCUCUGUGGCAGAGAAAAUUGUAGAAGAAUUUCCAGAAUGUGCAAUGCUACGUCGUCAUCCUGAACCUCCUGUUGCCAAUUUUGAGCCUCUUGUAAAGGCAGGUCACAAAUUGGGUUUCAAUAUUGUAACCAGCACGGGCAAAGAACUUGCUGCUUCUUUAGAUGAAGCAGUAUUACCUGAUAAUCCUUAUUUUAAUACGAUGUUGAGAAUUUUAGCAACUCGUUGUAUGAUGCAAGCAGUGUAUUUUACAAGUGGAAUGUUGCAACCCGAUGAAUUCUUUCAUUAUGGUUUGGCUUGUCCAAUUUAUACUCACUUCACAUCACCAAUUCGCCGAUAUGCAGAUAUCAUUGUUCAUAGACUUCUAGCAGUGUGCAUUGGUGCUGACAGUACAUAUUCAGAUUUGCUUGACAAACGCAAGAGUCAUGCUCUUUGCCACAAUCUGAACUAUAGAAAUAGAAUGGCCCAAUAUGCUGGAAGGGCCUCUGUAGCACUGCAUACACAUCUAUUCUUCAGAGGGAAGGUGCAAGAUGAGGAAGGUUAUGUUCUGUUUGUACGAAAGAAUGCAUUGCAAAUUCUCAUUCCUAAGUAUGGUCUUGAAGGAACAUUGUAUGUGGUACCUAAGAAAGGAGAAGUUGCCACUGCAAAUUUUGUGUACAAUGAGGAGGAACAAACGCAAAAAUGUGGUGAUGUGACAUUUAGGUCAUUUGAUCCUGUUACUGUUCAGUUGAGUUUAGAUCGUAGCAAUUUGCAGCAUGAGAAAUUAGUGUUGAAGUUAGUGAAGCCUGUGAUUCCUGGAUUUAGUGUACCAUCAAGUGAUGAGCCAAUUCCAAUGGCAAUAGAUGAACAAGAUGGUGGGAAACGUAAGGAUGGUUCUGUUGUUGAUACUGUUUCUCAGAAGAACAAAUCAUCUCCAUCCAAGAAGAAACGAUAUAUUUGUAAUAAUUGUGAAAUAUUUCUGACAAUUCAUUUGUUUGUUGAUGAAUGUAUUUUAAAUAGAUAUCUUUUUAUAUUAUAA
This is a messenger RNA of Gryllus bimaculatus (two-spotted cricket), 3052 nucleotides long. NCBI's taxonomy places the organism in Eukaryota, Metazoa, Arthropoda, Insecta, Orthoptera, Gryllidae. The record is from the annotation of a GenBank genome assembly.